ACCCUAGACGCUGCAAUCAUUCAUUCCGCCUCUUUUGUCACAGAUCGCUGCAGAGGAUUGGCGGCGGUGAAAGAUGCCGGCGGGGCACGGUCUUCGUUCGCGAACUCGCGAUCUUUUUGCGAGGCCCUUCAGGAAGAAGGGCUAUAUUCCUCUGACAACGUAUCUUCGAACCUACAAGAUCGGAGACUACGUUGAUGUCAAGGUUAAUGCCGCCAUACACAAAGGGAUGCCUCAUAAGUUCUACCAUGGAAGGACUGGGAAAGUGUGGAACGUAACCAAGAGGGCUAUUGGAGUCGAAAUCAACAAACAGGUCGGCAACAGGAUCAUCAAGAAGCGCAUCCAUGUUCGUGUCGAGCACGUGCAGCCUUCAAGGUGUGCUGAAGAUUUUCGUCUUAGAAAGAAGAAAAAUGACGAGCUCAAGGCAGAGGCCAAAUCUCGUGGCGAGAUUAUCAGCACGAAGAGGCAACCCGAGGGGCCUAAACCUGGUUUCAUGGUUGAGGGAGCCACAUUAGAAACAGUGACACCUAUUCCUUAUGAUGUUGUUAAUGACCUCAAGGGUGGCUACUGAAUGUCCUAAACCUUCUAAAUUUUCAUUCCCCCAGCCUUUUUUAUAAAACUAUUUCAAUGUUAGAAGCAUUUGCAAUUUUGAA
Molecule: messenger RNA, 650 nt
Organism: Phalaenopsis equestris
Lineage: Eukaryota; Viridiplantae; Streptophyta; Magnoliopsida; Asparagales; Orchidaceae
Product: 60S ribosomal protein L21-1
Exons: 2
Coding region: 74-568 (164 amino acids)
Biological process (GO): translation
Cellular component (GO): cytosolic large ribosomal subunit; ribosome
Molecular function (GO): structural constituent of ribosome
Source: RefSeq, a predicted model, not a curated record